AUGCUGCUUUCAUCUGUGGCUAAGCAGGCUGUAAAGGUGGGGUAUGGGAAAUUGGAUUGGCUUGUGCUUGACUGGAAUGUGAAUGCCAUCAGGUUUUAUGAGGAAAUGGGAGCUAAGAUGUUGCGGGAGUGGAGGAUUUGCAGGCUCACUGGUGAUGCUCUCAGUGCUUAUGCUAACGCCUAG
Molecule: messenger RNA, 183 nt
Organism: Prunus armeniaca (apricot)
Lineage: Eukaryota; Viridiplantae; Streptophyta; Magnoliopsida; Rosales; Rosaceae
Source: the annotation of a GenBank genome assembly